CUCCCCCUCCCUCUCAUUUCCGUCAAUAAAACAAACGUGACUUUUACUAGCUAACGUUACCUGUGCUAUUAGCAAACUGUAGAACAUUUGCAAUGGCGGACUUUCUAGAUGAUGAUGACUUCUUUGUAGCAGACCCAGAGCCAUAUCUGUUUGAACCCGAGUACACGGAGGAGGAAUUAGCUCUUAUGGACCGUGAGAGGGAAGAAAGAUAUGAUCAAGAACAGACCGGAGCUGGCGAAAGACCACGGGCAAACAGCAAUUGGUGGUGCAAGUGUGACUGUUGCGAACAGAUGCCGACCGAAAUUGAGAGCCUGUGCUGUUUAGAAUGGGACCAGGUAUUGCCAUCGAAGGUGGUGGUCAGUGUCGAUCCAGAAGACCCUGGACAAAUCGCAUGUGUCGCGGCAAGCGAUGCGUUUGCAGCGAUGAUUCACCCGGCAGUUGUAAAUUUUUUCUUUCAUCGUGACAAAGUCAAUUGGAGGAAACGACCAACGCCGAGUGGACCAGAUGGACAGCUAUCAUCAGAUCAAAAUAGGUUGGUGUGCUACCGGAUAGUGCUGGAAUGGGCCCUACAGGGUGAAACUUUGGGCAGAGGCAAUCGGAAACCACUGCCAUCAUGUGUGGUCGGGACUAUACGACAAAGAUAUCCUUCAGAGUCCGGUGUCUAUGUUGGAUUUCAAGAACUAAAUGAGGCAAUGGAUAUGUAGUCAUAUGACUGUUACAGUUUUUAUAUAUUUAUUUUUAUUACAACCAUAAUGUAGAUGUGUCUAUCACUUUUUUAUUUUCAAUGUCCUUAUUUGUAUUCAGUUCAGUAAACUAUAUUUUUUUGUUUAAAUAAAACUUUGGAACCUACAA
Rhinichthys klamathensis goyatoka is the source of this 852-nucleotide messenger RNA. RefSeq lists its product as uncharacterized. The record is from RefSeq and is a predicted model, not a curated record. The coding region runs from base 93 to 704 and encodes 203 amino acids. The transcript has 2 exons. NCBI's taxonomy places the organism in Eukaryota, Metazoa, Chordata, Actinopteri, Cypriniformes, Leuciscidae.